AGUAGUUCACUUUUCACCGCACCUGUAAUGAUGGUAGCGUGAAUUAAAAUGGCGUGCAACUCGCUUAUAAAAGCAAAGUUGAAAAAUUACCAUUAAAUUCUUAAGAUAAAGGCGUAUUUAAUUUUAGAAAUUAAUCCACUUUAAAAAUGGAUGCUGUUAAAUCAUUUAACUCUGAGCUUUCCGGGCUCUAUGAGGUCAAACCUCCAAUAUCCAAAGCAAAAAUGACAAGUAUAACGAGAGGAGCAAUCAAAGCGAUCAAAUUUUACAAGCACGUAGUGCAGAGCGUGGAAAAGUUUAUAUUGAAAUGUAAACCCGAAUAUAAAGUACCUGGUCUAUACGUGAUUGAUUCGAUCGUUCGGCAGUCUCGCCAUCAAUUUGGCGCAGAACGUGACGUUUUUGCGCCUAGGUUUGCCAAAAAUAUGCAGCAAACGUUUGUUAAUUUAUUUAAGUGUCCCGCAGAAGAUAAGAGUAAAGUGAUACGAGUAUUGAAUUUGUGGCAGAAGAAUCAAGUGUUUCAACCCGAUGUUAUUCAGCCUCUCUUUGACUUGGCCGACCCUAAUCAUCCGUUCUAUAAAGAACAGGUUGCCGGUGGACAGAGCAAUGGUGUUGCGGUUCAAAAUGCAACAGGCGUUAAAGGUUCCCCUGCCAUGAAGACGUCACCUACAAAGAGUUCUUCUCAGGCAGCCCAUACAGCGGAUGCACAUUCCACUGGAAUUUCUAAUAAUCCGAAUGUCUUAAAUGAUCCCAAUGCCAUGGCUCAGUUACAACAAAUACAUAAGUUGCUACAGCGGCAAGAUGGAGAGUCGGGUGUAAAAUCUGGAACCGGUCCGCCGGUUCGUUUCGAUCGUAAAUUGCUCGAUUUCGAUUACGACGAUGACGAAGAAGAAGAUCACGUUAAUCCCUCACCAAAACCUCCACCCGCCAACAGUAAUAAUAACAAUUCAGCGAUCGAAAGUGUCGGAAGCUUACUGUCUAAUCCCGAAGUACUGCGUCAAUUGCAAACUUUACAACAAUCCAUUACGCAGUCACAACAUCAAGAAAUGGACAUUGAGAAACUGAGGAAACUCCAGGAAAUGAAGCAGCAAGAGGAGGAAUUUGAUAAACACCUCGCACAGACAGUGCCGAAUCUUCCAUUUGCUGCGGAAUGCGAUUUUAAACCAUCCUCGCAAACGAACUCUCCCGCCGUAUUGCAGAAUUAUUACUUGGCCGCCGUGCAAGAUAUGAGCGUACCGCCACCAAUGUAUAAGCCGACGUUUGAAGUUCCGGCGCCACCUGAAGAAAUCACUUUAGAUUCCGACACGCAGUACAUGAGCGGAAACGACGGUGCAGACAUGGAGGUAAUAAAUUUGGAUCAGACGGAUUCUAGAAGUCCGUCCAUGCACGAGGACCGAUAUAGCAAUCGAAGAAGGAGGUCGCGGUCACGUGACCGUUCGCGUGAUAGAGGUAGGGAUCGAGACAGAGAUCGUGAUCGAGAUAGACGAUCUCGAAGGUCUAGAAGUAGGUCGCGAUCACGGGAUAGAAGGAGAAGGUCUCGUAGUCGUGACAGGGAGCGCGAUCGUGAAAAGGAGAAAGAUAAAGAGAGGGAGAAGGAAAGGCGUAAGCGUGGCUUACCCGUGACAAAAAAGGAAAAUUUAAGCGUGUGUAGCACUACUUUGUGGGUUGGACACUUAUCGAAAUUAGUUCAUCAAGAGGAGUUGUCAGAUACAUUUGGGGAGUUUGGUGAUGUUGUCAGCAUCGAUUUAAUCCCACCGAGAGGUUGUGCUUUUAUAGUUAUGAACCGAAGACAAGAUGCUGCUAGAUGCCUACAAAAAUUGAAAAAUCACAAGAUGCAAGGCAAAGCCAUUACGCUUGCGUGGGCACCAGGAAAAGGUGUCAAAGGGAAAGACCUGAAGGAUUAUUGGGAAGUCGAUUUAGGCGUUUCGUAUAUUCCGUGGUCUAAAUUGAAGCAAGAUAUGGACAUCGAAUUGUUGGAAGAAGGGGGUAUGAUUGAUGAAGAUACAAUGCCAGCAUGGAUGAAAACUAAAACUCAGGGUUUGGCCGCUUCAACCAAGGCAACUGACGGUGCCGAUAUAUCUAAAGUGGUGGGUUCUACAGGCGCGAUUGAUACGAGUCAACCUCCGCCCAUGCCAACGGGUGGCCUCUUACAACCUCCUCCAGCGUUACCUUUACCAUUAGUUAACCCCUUUCAAUUGAAUAAUCGAUUGUUAAGUAUGAAUUUACCCCCAGGCAUGAUGCCACCUAAUGUACCAAUCGGAGUACCACCACCAAAUAUGCCUCCUGGGGCGAUGAUGACAAAUCCAUUACUUGGAUUGGGCACAUUUUCGCAAGGCCCCCCAGGCUUGUUACCGCCGCCCUUGUCAUUACCGCCAACUGACAAAGCAUCUGUCGACAGCUUAACAAACACAUCGGAUUCACUAUUAGGAAUGCCCUUCGGUGUAAUGCCUCAAUCCUCCAUGUGUAUCCCACCUCUUCAGAACCACGAUGACAAUAAUAUGGAUGUGGAAAUGGAAGAUGCGGACCGUAAUGACAAGCAUCCUCCCCCAUUAAGCGAUCAAUUAUUAGCUUCAUUAGGACAAAAUAAAAUGGAAGUAAAUCUAAAUGCUGCGGUUAGUAGAUUACAUGCGAUGUCAAACAUUAGACCAAACUUGCAUAGAUUGGACGAUGAUAUGGAUGACGGGUAUGAUCACGGUGGCAUGAGAGGUUUUGACAGAGAUCGGCGAGACUUUGAAGACAGGCACGGCGGGCUUGAUAGAAAUCGCGAUAGGGAUAGGAGAGAUAAUAGGAGGGAGCGACCCAAUAGAUGGGGCGAUCGAGAUCAUAACGAUCGAGAACUUCAUGACGAUAGAAGAGAAAGGAACGAAAAGAGUUUGACAGAUCGUUUGAGAGAAAUGGCUCAUCAAAGUGCGUUUCCUAAUAGACACGCCGGUAGAAAUCCAGAUAAUCCGAAUGUUGUAUUUGAACACCCUGCAGAUGGCCCUCCGCCUCUUAUGGAUAGACCUAUGUUUAGACACAACGAAAGAAACCAACCUGAUCAUGAUAGAUUUAGAGCCGGUGAGGACUUUAAUCGCGGUCAUAACCGGGAAGACGACUGGGAAGAAGAUCCCCAAAUGUUUAUGAACAGAGAUGACAAUGGCCCACCUCACCCACACUUUAAUUGUGACGAUAUUGGACCUCCACGACCAUUAUUCAAUCGGGACGACCGACCAUUGAUGAACAGAGAUGAUCCACCUCGUCCGCUUUUAAAUCACGAUGAAAUGUUCGAGGAUGACCGAUUUAUGAGAAGGGAGUGUCGGGACGAUUUCAUGGAGGAACCGAUGGGAAUGAGAGAUGAGUUUGUACCACCGGCUCACUUACGUGGCCCUCCUUGUUUUAAUCCCCCAGCUCCUGUUAUGGGACCUGGUAUAUUAGGUCCGGGACCGCCGGGUCCUAGGCCGAAUAGACCCGAGUUUUGGGGACCACCAAGACCGAUGCGUGGAGCGGGACCUGAUGGAUUCUUUCCUAGAGGUCGUCAUCAAGGUCCUCAAAAAUUUCAUCCUCGUGGUCAACACGGUCGAGGUACUCGACCUCCAGGACCGCAUUGGAAGGACGCUCCUCGUCCAAAUUUCCAGCCAAGGUUCGAUGCACCUCCAGAUUACUUUAGAGGUCCGCCGGGUCACUUUGACGAAUCGUCUCACCAUCAGCGACACAGAAGGCGAGAUGAUAGACGUCACUUCAGACACGAGUUCGGCGGUGGCGGCGCUUUUGAAGAGGAAAACGAACCGGCCCGUGAUCGUCGUGAUCGCCAAUCGCGAUGGAGUAACUCUUCCACCGUAGAUGAAUCUUUUGAACAAAAUGAAACUGUCGAACAACACGAAUCGGAACAGGUGAACGAAUCUGUUGAAAACGAGUGCGAUAAUGUCGAACAAGGUGAAGGGUUAUACACAGCUGCGGAUGGAGGCUCGACGCCUUUGCACGAUGAACCGCAGGACACCACCGAAACGGUAGAAGAUACUGCAGAAGAACCUCAAGGUGAUCAAGAAGAAAGUAAAACUGUCGAAGAGCAAGAAUAACGAAAUUCGUAGGUAUUUAUAUUUUAUAAAUAUUUAGUAGUUUUAAGAAGAAGAACUUUAGUGUUGCAAAUAUGUCGGACCGUAUUGAAAACGGAAACUAGGCUGUGAUUGUGUAGUGAACACAGGGGACCCACUAGUGUGGAGCUAUUUAAAUGAAAUUUAUAUAUUUUUAAAUGGUGCUCAAUAAAUAAUUUUAGUCAUUUUAAAUGA
This is a messenger RNA of Photinus pyralis (common eastern firefly), 4259 nucleotides long. RefSeq names its product SR-related and CTD-associated factor 4 (gene Isha). The record is from RefSeq and is a predicted model, not a curated record. Gene Ontology annotation, molecular function: RNA binding. Gene Ontology annotation, cellular component: nucleus. Lineage: Eukaryota; Metazoa; Arthropoda; Insecta; Coleoptera; Lampyridae. The coding region runs from base 147 to 4049 and encodes 1300 amino acids. The transcript has 11 exons.